CAGAUUUUUAUUCCGGAGUUAACAGUAAAAAUGGUUUAUUAAAAAACAAUGAUUUAAAAAAUUAAUAUAUUUAGUAUAUCUACAUUUUCCACAAAAUUCCGAGUUAGGACUGGGUCAGGAUCUGGCAUUCCCCUUUCGAUUUUGUAAUAAUAAGCACGUUAUCUUGCAGGAACUACUUUGACACAGGAAUUGGUAUGGUUAUUAUGUAAUAACUUGGAUUAUGAGAAGGCUCUAUCAAAAGUGCUUAAUGAAAGAUUUCCAUUUUUGGAAGUGUCAGCAUUAGUGCCUCCAUUUGAACAUUAUACUGAAAAUCAAAUAGAAGUAGCAACGAAAGCAAUGAUUCCACUAAGCGUUAAAGAAAUACAAAAUAUUCCUUCGCCGAGAUUCAUCAAAAGCCAUUUGCCAGUGUCACUAUUGCCACCUUCACUACUAGACACUACAAAGGUAGUGUAUGUGGCACGAGAUCCAAGAGAUGUCGCUGUAUCUUUCUAUCAUCAUCACAAACUGAUGCGGGUGAUAACAGCUGAUAAGGAUUUUAAAACCUUUUGGAAUUACUUCAUCACAAACAAAAUUUUGUGGGGACCAUAUUUUGAACAUGUAUUAGAGGCAUGGGAGCACAUAAACGAUGAUAACAUGUUGUUCUUAUUUUAUGAGGAUAUGAUAAAGGAUUUACCGAAAACAAUAAAACUUGUGGCAAAGUUUUUCAGUAAAUCAAUCACAGAGGAAGAAAUAAAUAGACUUGUUGAUCACCUUGACAUUGAUAAUUUUAAAAAGAACAAGUCAGUCAAUAUGAAGGACAUGCAGAAGUUUGGCCUAUUCUCGAAAGAUGGUGAUUUCAUAAGAAAAGGUAAGUCAGGCGGAUGGCGGGAAUAUUUCGACGAAGAGAUGACGGCUCAGGCGGACGAGUGGAUCGCGACACAUCUACGGGACACUGACUUCCGGUUCCCGGAUUGUUAACUUGUGAUACAAUGACACAUAUUAAUUAUACUCAAAAUAUAAAUUCGUUUACUUGUA
This is a messenger RNA of Bicyclus anynana (squinting bush brown), 1014 nucleotides long. RefSeq names its product luciferin sulfotransferase-like. The record is from RefSeq and is a predicted model, not a curated record. Gene Ontology annotation, molecular function: sulfotransferase activity. Gene Ontology annotation, biological process: sulfation. Gene Ontology annotation, cellular component: cytoplasm. The coding region runs from base 337 to 957 and encodes 206 amino acids. The transcript is spliced from 6 exons. Lineage: Eukaryota; Metazoa; Arthropoda; Insecta; Lepidoptera; Nymphalidae.